Messenger RNA from Eurypyga helias (sunbittern), 3849 nucleotides. RefSeq names its product UPF0606 protein KIAA1549-like. The record is from RefSeq and is a predicted model, not a curated record. NCBI's taxonomy places the organism in Eukaryota, Metazoa, Chordata, Aves, Eurypygiformes, Eurypygidae. The annotation marks the transcript as partial. The transcript is spliced from 9 exons.
AUGGACUCAAAGGUGCACCAAAGCAUAUCAGGCAGCAGGACACAAAUGGCCUUAGCAAAAAGUACUUUGGAGUCCCAAGAAAGUAAUUUCCUUCGAACAGUUUUGUCAUCAGUUACCACUCCCUUGGAUGUGACUUUAUUUAACCCAGAAGAAACGGUGAGGAUUUCGGAAGGGAGAAGUACGCCGCUGGUAGAUGCCUCCGUAACAAGCAAUGAGGCGUUCUUAAGUGACGGUGAAUUCGUUAGCUCAUUUCCAAAGGCACAGUGGACUCCUCCCCUGAAGUCUUUUGCAGCUUUAACAGAUCAUCACUCAGUUAAUACGGUAGAGCCACCAAGAGAAAUUUUAGAAACACUGUUGCUAACCCCUUUGUUACCUGAGCUUUUUUCGCCAUAUGGUAUCUCAAAAACAGCACAGCAAAAGACUCUAAGGAGCGCUGUCCCUGAACACAGUAACGCUCUUACAGAAUUGAAGCCUUUUGUACCAGAUAGUGAAAUGCUAACUGCAAGCAAAGACUUGCCAUUGCACCCUCCAAAUACAGCUAUUUAUUUCGCUUCCAUUCCUUCAGAGGCAGGAGUUGCGGAGCAGGAAAACAUAAAUGCAAGUUUAACAGCUCUGCCUUUUGGGCCUGCUUCGGAAGGGUUGCCUCUUCAUCCUGAGCGGCUGGAUAAAAGUCGCCCUGCGUCCCCAGAUGCUACAGCACAAAGUGCAGAUCUGUAUGGUGAUGUUUACACCGACGUGAGUACCAGGGCAGCAGAAACUCUUGGUGUAAGGCCCUACCCCAGUCCAAGCAGUCCAAGCAUUCCCUGGGUCACGCCAACUUCAGCAGCCACUGCUGAGCUUGCUUUGUUCCCUACUAGUCUUCCACCGACGUCUUACCCCCUUCACUCAGCUGCCAUUCCCACAGACUCUGAUAUGGUUCUUAAUGCCAGCCUGUUUACAUCUGAAUUCUCCAGGACAACACCAAAUUUGCUUGCUAGUUCAGAAAUACCAAGUCAAUCAGAGCUUGUGAGUGAGCUCACGAGUCCAGUGCCUUUCACGAGAUCAUACAGUUCUUGUCUGUAUUGUGACUCAGUUUCACUUCUGCCAGAAGCAGGCUUUUCCCCAGAAAAUGAUGUGGGCUCAGGCGAUUAUCUUGAAACUUUGUCUAUCAAAGCCUCUGAAGUACAAGGCAUAACUCCAUUUACAACUAUAAUUGCUGACGGGUAUGAAUUAGAUGAGCCUACACCUGAUGUUUUUGAUACUACUUUUCCAUCAAGACCAGUUGUUUCAUUUUCUUCAAGAUUUGCAGAAACCCCCGAUUCAAGCACGUUUUUAUUAAGCACUGCGGACGCUGUCCUUGACACUAGAACACCUAUAACAAUUUCUCCUUCCUACUACCAGCUCCCUGGAGAACCAUCACUGAACAUUUCUGCCCAGUUUUCCCUUCCUGUUCUGGAAACAGUUUUGGUGACACCAAGCACUCACGUAGAACUUCCUCGUGCCACCACUGUCCUGCUUGACUCUCCGUUCAUCCCGAAUGAGUCGGUAGCAUCGUUUGCAGUUGGCCGUACAACUUUGCUGGAGUCACUAGAAUUAAUGCCAUCAGAAUCUGUAGUUUUGCUUGACAAGACAUCUACAAGGGAAGAACAGUCUUUAAAUAACUCAGAAUUUCCAUCCAGUCUUUUAUCAACACCAUUUCUUAUUGAACCCAGCUACUUGUCUUUAUCAUCAGCCAUGCUAAGUUCUUACUCUGUCGUGCAAGGUGAUUUAUCAACAUUCUUACCUCAGACCUUGUUGACUGGGACAUCAGUACUUUCUGAGGAUGUUUCCAGCUGGGAGUUAGGUGCUGCUGUCAGCUCUGACACUGACACCGAGGUUUCUCAGUUCCCUCUUGGCCAAACAUCACACUUUUAUUCAAAUGCCUCCUCUGUUCCAGCUGCACAUGUUCCUGAAAUAACACCGUCAUCUGAUUUUCACUCAGCGUCGUCUGUGUUUCUGGAAGUGCCCUCAGUAUCGGCAGCAAGCUCUGAAGUUGUGUUUACCUCAGCUGUUACAGGAGCUACCUCUCAGCUGGAGCCUUCAUUCUCCACCUCUCACCCUGUGGUUCCUGCCCUGGUGCUGCCCACGUCUGACACCUGGACUGUUACCAGCAGCAUCUUGCUCAGUGAAACAAGUCUGAUCUCUUUGUUUACUACCACUUCAGCAACUCCAGUCUUAAAUAUGUCUUCAUCUCUGCUCUCAACUGCUCUGGGUUCUGAUGAGGAUAUUGGUGCUACAGUUAACCCCACGCUGCUUCUAACAUCUCGCAGUGAGGGCAGUGCCCACACAGCCCUUCCUCCCACAGACCCUGACAGCCUGACGCUCCAUGCCAACACCAGCAGCGUGAUGCCCUCUCCUACAGCAUCUCUGUCAGGGACCACGUUGUUUGCUCCCACGCAGCUUCCUCCGACUUCCAGCCCUCCCACUGAAGUUCCAGCAGGAAGCAGCGUAACUGCUGGUACUGAUCCGUCAGGUGCUCCCACCACUGUCCCCACGACCACAGCCACUGGUGCCACGGGCAGCCGCGACACGACUGCUGCAGGCAGCCUGGGGACAUUCUCCUCCACCCCUUUGGCAACCACUACUCCAUCUGACCCUGGGGUCAUGACCUCUGGUGUGACCACUACGAGGCAACCCUAUGUCUGCGACAUCACGGUUCCUGAUGCUUACUUAGUCACUGCAGUGCUGGCCCGAAGAGCUGUUCUACAAAAUGUCAGUGAAUCCAUCAGAGAAGUGCUCAGAGUUCAGUUCAGGCGAUCAGUAGAGCUAGAGGUUUAUAAAAUUUCCCCCAAAUUUGCUUUCUUGGUGACAUCAGGUCCUUUUGUUUACACGGCAGUAGCUGUCAUAAAUGUCCUUGUGAACAGCAGUCUUCUUCGUGGUGAGGCCCCCCUGAUCCUCUCACUGCAUCCUUCUUUCACGGUGCCAGAUAACAGAUUCCAAGUUCAGACAGUGCUUCAGUUUGUGCCUCGGAACAUUGACGUUGGGUUCUGCAACUUUAGCCGGCGCAUUGAGAAAGGGCUGACGAUGGCGUUCAUGGAAGUGAGUAAACACCAGGAGUUCCACAACUUCACUGUGCAGAUACUGAAUAUAACUCUGAGCAGGCCUGGGAUAGCAUUUCGGCAAGGCCCUGUGAGCAUUGUUUUUGCCAUCCGAGACAGAUACGGUUUUCUAAAUGGGUCCGAAGUCAGUGAGCAGCUAAGAAACUUGUCCGUGGUGGAAUUCAGCUUCUAUCUGGGCUUUCCUGUGCUGCAGAUUGCUGAACCCUUUCAUUAUCCUAAACUUAAUGUGUCUCAGUUGAUGAAAUCUUCCUGGGUGAGAACAGUUCUCUUGGGUGUCGUCGACCAGCGAAUUCAGGAGGAGGUGUUUCGGGCUGAGAUGGAGCGGAAACUAGCUCACCUGUUAAACGAGGCUUUGGCCAGAGGGCGGAUAUGGAGACGAGCCAGUUUUGCAGGCAGCAACAUUGUGCAGAUUGUGAAUGUAUCACGGUUGGUUGGUGUUGAUAACCCUGUGGAGCUGAUCUAUUUUGUGGAGGACCAAGAUGGAGAGAGACUCAGUGCACUGAAGUGCUCAGACCUGAUGAACAGAGUUGAUAUCCAGCGGGCUGCAAUCAUCCUUGGAUACCGCAUUGAAGGCACCGUUGCACAGCCUCUGGAGAAGCUGAAGGAGUCUGCUUCAGAGUCACAGAACAGCAACCUCUGGAUUAUUGUUGGCGUGGCAGUCCCCGUUGCUGUGGUGCUCCUGAUCGUUAUUAUUUUAUACUGGAAACUUUGUCGAACAGACAAACUGGAGUUUCAGCCAGACACGAUCAGCAACAUUCAGCAGCGACAGAAG